AAGGAGAAGUGGACACACGAUUUACAUUUUGCAGUGUAGCUAGUUUGGCUUUGUUGAAACGUCUUGAUGAGAUUGACAUGGAUAAAGCCAUUCAGUUUGUUCUAUCUUGCAUGAAUUUUGAUGGAGGAUUUGGCUGCCGACCUGGUUCUGAAACACAUGCUGGACAAGUGUACUGCUGUUUAGGUAUAUUGUCAAUUGCUCAUGAGCUACAUCAUGUAAAUGCAGAUUUAUUAGGUUGGUGGUUAUGUGAAAGACAACUUCCAUCAGGGGGUCUAAAUGGUAGGCCAGAAAAACUUCCUGAUGUGUGUUAUUCAUGGUGGGUUUUAGCAUCAUUAAAAAUUAUUGGAAGGCUUCACUGGGUUGAUAAAGAUAAAUUAAUAAAAUUUAUUCUGGCAUCACAAGAUGAAGAAACAGGUGGAUUUUCUGAUCGCCCAGGAGAUAUGGUUGACCCUUUUCACACCUUAUUUGGAAUAGCCGGUUUGUCUCUUCUUGGAGAGCCAAAGAUCAAAGAAGUUAACCCUGUUUUCUGUAUGUCUCAAGAUGUUAUUAAGAAAAUUGGCCUCAAAGUUGAAAUGUUGAAAAUGUAGCUAUAUUUAAAAUAAAGUAUAUAUGUAUAUAUUGAUAUAAACCUAUUCAAAAUGGCCU
Molecule: messenger RNA, 645 nt
Organism: Stegodyphus dumicola
Lineage: Eukaryota; Metazoa; Arthropoda; Arachnida; Araneae; Eresidae
Gene: RabGGTb
Product: geranylgeranyl transferase type-2 subunit beta
Biological process (GO): protein geranylgeranylation
Cellular component (GO): Rab-protein geranylgeranyltransferase complex
Molecular function (GO): Rab geranylgeranyltransferase activity
Source: RefSeq, a predicted model, not a curated record